AAAAAUCUUCUCGUUACUUCUUUCCUUUUUUUUUUUUGCUUUUCUUUUCUCCCCCGACAUUGUUGCUUUUCCUCUGUUCGGUCGGGGUUUACAACAUCACCCCCCGGAACGGUGGAAUUUAGCCGAAAGAAAGAAAAAAAUGGGAAUUCUCAACGACGACGCCGUUUUAGUCGAACCUGGAAAAAUCUCCGGAGAUCCCACCAUCGUUACCGUCAAUUGUCCUGAUGAAUCCGGUUUAGGUUCUACUCUCUGUAGAAUCAUCCUCGAAUUUGGUCUCUCCAUUACCCGUGCAGAUUUUUCAACAGAUGGGAGAUGGUGUUAUAUAGUGUUUUGGGUAACUCCAGAUAAUAAUAACAGCUCUCCUAAGAUUGAUUGGGAAAGCUUAAAGAAUCGUCUUUUAUCUGCUUGUCCUUCUUGCUUAGGCUCUUUCUACUUCUCUCUUCAAUCCAAUGUCUCUAUCCCUCCUCCUCCUUCCCUUUACCUUCUCAAGUUCUUUUGCCGUGACCGGAAAGGCUUGCUUCAUGAUGUUACUAAAGUUCUGACAGAGUUAGAGUUUACGAUUCAAAGAGUUAAAGUCAUGACUACACCUGAUGGAAGAGUUCUUGAUAUGUUUUUCAUCACCGACGCAAUAGGGAUCUCCUGCAUACGAAACAGAGGCAAACUGAAACGUGUGAUCAUCUAACGGCUGUGCUUGGUGAGCAUGGUGUGAGCUGUGAGCUUGAACUAGCUGGACCCGAGUUAGAAAGUUUGCAACGCUUCUCUUCACUUCCACCUUUGGCUGCUGAUGAGCUCUUUGGGCCAGAUGGGUCUGAUAUUAGCAGCUCUAGCUCCAACAAAGCGGUUCUUACUGUUGAUGAUCACUUGAGCCCUGCGCAUACCUUGCUUCAGAUUCGUUGUGUUGAUCAAAAGGGGCUUUUCUAUGAUAUCCUCAGGACUUCUAAAGACUGCGAUGUCCACAUUGCAUACGGUAGAUUCUCCUCAAAGGUGAAAGGCUACAGGAAUUUGGACUUGUUUGUUCGAGGUACAGACGGGAAGAAGAUAUCGGACCCAAAACAUCAAGCCAACUUCUGUGCUCGGCUUAAGGAGGAAAUGGUGUGUCCUUUGCGAGUGAUCAUCGUGAACCGAGGACCAGAUUCUGAGCUGUUAGUAGCUAACCCUGUGGAGCUAUCUGGCAAAGGAAGACCACGAGUUUUCUACGAUGUCACACUCGCGUUGAAAUCACUAGGAGUCUGCAUUUUCUCGGCUGAGAUUGGGAGGCAUUCGACUUUAGACAGACAAUGGGAAGUUUAUAGAUUUCUUUUGGAUGAGAGUCGUGAGUUACCGUUGGCUAGUCUCCGUGCAAGGAAUCAGAUAGUGGAUAGAGUCACAAAGACACUUAUGGGUUGGUGAAAGUGAAUCUCAAUGAGAGAGGGAGAAGAGAGAGCUUUAAUGAACAUUAUUCUACUCGAGGGGCCAAAGAAAGCGAGUCUUCGCCUGCGGCUUCAGGGGUCAGAUGAAGAGAUUGUGAUACGGAGUUUGAUUGCUUUUGUGUGGAGCUAAUCUUGUUGUAAAGAUUUGGAAAAUUGUAAAAGGAUAAUAGCGCAAUUGCAAUGAAUUCAAUGCUUGUAAACUCAGUUUGCAAAGGUAAAUCUGAAUAGUAAACAUGCACAUUAGGAAAUAAUAUGGUAAUUAGACAAUUCGUAUC
Camelina sativa (false flax) is the source of this 1684-nucleotide messenger RNA. The record is from RefSeq and is a predicted model, not a curated record. NCBI's taxonomy places the organism in Eukaryota, Viridiplantae, Streptophyta, Magnoliopsida, Brassicales, Brassicaceae.